AUGACAAUAGAAUCAGAUAUUGUUAAAGAAACUUUGGUAAAGGUUGCAAAGAUUUGGGACGAGCUAGGAGUUGAUCAAGCUUAUAGAAAGAACCAAAUCGAUACAGCUUCAGAAAAAAUUAUUGAAAUAUAUAAUCACUUAUUAAAAAAAGAAGAAAGACAUAAAGAGGAUAUUAUUAAAGAUAUUAUAUCAGGUUUGGAGUCAUUAUGCACUAUGUCAACAGAAUUGGGUGAAACUGUUAACGAUACUCAUCAAUCAUUAUCAACAAUGACACUUUUUCAAAGAUUAGAAUAUAUAGAAUAUGAAAAAGGCAAGUUAAGAAAGAAAACAGAGGAUAGAAUAGGUGUAAUUGAAGAUUUGGAGUUUGGAAUUGAAGAAAUUUCUAAAGAAAUGGAAUUGAAAGAUUUAAAUCAAACCAAUGUUGAUGAGAGUACAAUUCAAGGAAACGACUACUCAUUAGAUAAAAUUUCAUCACUUCAAAAGAAAUAUAAUGCUUUAAAAGUUCAAAGAGACGAAUCAUUUAAAAAUAUUUAUAAAUUAUCAAUUGAAAUUUACGAACUUUGGGAAGAAUUAAGAGUUUCACCAGAUACCGAAUUAGAAAAUUCAAUUAUUUCAAUGACACAAGCCAAUAUUAAUUCAAACUCACCCAUUUCACUUAGCUUAGCAACAACACAAGUUUUAGAACAAAAAAGAAAUAAAUUAUUAAUUAUCAAAUCUGAACAUGAGUCAAUGGUACGUGAUUAUGCUCAAAAAAUAACAAUACUCUGGGAUAAAUUGGAGGUACCAGAUGAAGAAAGAGAGGAUUUCUUUUCAAAGACUGCUGGUCUUGGCUCUGAUGUCAUUGAAGCUUGCAGAGAAGAAUUAGAAAGAGUGGAGGAGAUUAGAAAAAAUUCAUUAUUAGAUUUGGUUCAAAAAGAAAAGGAUAAAAUUGAAAACUAUUAUAAUCUUUUACAUUUGCCAAUGGAAAAAUUAACCCAGGUCGUCGAGGAAAAUGGAUUAAACAUGGAUCAAGUCUCUGAGGAUUUAUUAGAUCUCUUUGAAUUAGAACUCUCACGUGUUAUGAAGCUUUAUGAAUUAUCAAAACCACUUUUACAACUAAUCGAAAAAAGAGAAUAUAUUAGAAAUUUAAAGAUCGAAUAUGAACAAACUAUUUUGGGUGACAAAGAGCGUUUAUUAAGUAAAAAAUUCGAUCGUGCCAGAUUUGAAAAAGAAAAAGAAUUAAGUACAGCCUUCCAAAAAUUACCACCAAUCGAAGAAAACUUAAAAAAACAAUUAGUUUCAUGGCAAAAUACAUAUGGUCAAUCAUUCUGUUACGAAGGUUUCAACUAUUUAGAAUUGAUGAGCCAACAGUCUGAACAUGAAAAGAAAAUUAAAGAAUCAGAGAAAAUAAGAAAACAAAUCAAAGCAGCCGAAGGUAUGGGUAUUAAAUAUGGUGGUUCAAAUAGUGUAAAUAGUAAUAACAACACCAAUAGCAGUAAUACAAAUGGAACUAUAAAGAAAUCUAAUUCUUCAACCUUUAAUGGAGCCAGUGCACCAAAAACACCAACCUCAUCAAGAGUAUUAAAAACUGUCCAGACCCCAUCAACACCAAAAACACCUAAAUCUGUUAGAACCAUUGAAAACAAUGUUCAAUCUCCAUACUCUAGUGCCUCAGUACCAGUUAAACCAUUAUUAAAGAAAAGAGUUCCUCUUUCACCACUCAAUAUGAAAAAUUUAUCAAAUACUCCAGGUAAAUCAAAUUCAAAACCAUUAUCAGCUGGUGUAUCACCAAAGAAAAAGACUAUUCAAUUUUCAUUGGGUGUUAAUCAAAAUCUUCAAAAUAUAAAUAAUAAUAAUAAUAUUAAUAAUGAAAAUGAUAGUACUAAUAGCAAUGGAAACAAGUUGUUUGCUCCAACAUCAUCACAAAUCUCAUCAUCGUCAUCAUCAUCAUCGUCAUCAACAAAUACAUCAAAUAUAACCUCCAAUAAUAUAUCAUACAAUAGUAUUCAAAGUAAUAAUACACCUUUUUCAACACCAAUGAUAAACCCUUUUAAAACCACCACAAACAAUAACUAUUUUGCAAAUAAUGAUUCAAUGAUGAUCGCAAAUAAUCAAUAUAACGACGACAUGAUUAUGAAUGAUACUAUUGAUCCUUCUUCAAUGAUAUAG
Molecule: messenger RNA, 2148 nt
Organism: Dictyostelium purpureum
Lineage: Eukaryota; Evosea; Eumycetozoa; Dictyosteliales; Dictyosteliaceae
Exons: 7
Coding region: 1-2148 (715 amino acids)
Biological process (GO): mitotic spindle midzone assembly; microtubule cytoskeleton organization
Cellular component (GO): spindle; mitotic spindle midzone; cytoplasm
Molecular function (GO): microtubule binding
Source: RefSeq, a predicted model, not a curated record